AACGCUUCCGGGAUUUCUAUCUUUUUGACUCGUGGAUUGUGUAAUUUUCAGAUUCUAUCUUUUAAUUUUUUUUAUUCUUUUCCGUUCAGAUUAUAACGCUUUCGUAAUUUUUAUCUUUUCGACUCGUGGAUCAUAUAAUUUAUCAGAUUCUAUCUUUUUUUAUUAAUAAUUAUUUUUCGUUCAAAUUAUAACGCUUCUGCAAUUUCUAACUUUUCGACUCGUGGAUCGUACAAUUUAUCAGAUUCUGUAUCGGAUUGGGGCAAGGUGAAAUCCACACCUCUUACAUAUUCUUCUUCUAGAAAAAUAAACAAGACAAGAACAAAAAUAAGAGUGUGAUGACUUUAGUUGCUCAAAAAAAGAGAGUGAUGACUCUUUGGGUCAUCUAGAUAAGAGUGAGGUCUAAAACAAAGGUUUGUUUGCCUAUAUCGAGUAAUGGGCUUAUGUAGAGGCCCAUUGAGUGUUUUAUAGAGCCCAAAGAAAAAGCGGCGCCAUGCAUAAGGAGCCUGGAGCCACUUGGGCGAAGGGGAUAAGCGUUAACCGUAACAGCCAGGUCAGCAUCGACAGCAGUUAGGUGUUGAGAAGUCCUGUUCCUGUCGGACCCGCUGUGUCGCAAUUAAAAAGCCGAAGAGUCUACCACGAAUAUGCUUUCUUCUUCUCUUUCAUUUAUUCCUUUCUUCCUUCAUUAGAUCCUUAGUAUCUCUGCUUUACUCUUUUGAGUCAUCCGAUCAUGGAGUUUUUCCUGGAGAUGCUUCUCACGGCGGUUGUGGCUGUUCUGUUUUCUUUCCUCGUGGCCAAGCUCGUGUCUGUGUCUAUGGUUGGGAACAGCGGUGGAGUAGUAAACGAUCAGGCGGAGGAAACCGAGAUCGGCGUUGUUGCCGUGGAGGAGGAGCUUUGUUCUGGUUUGAAAGUGGAUGCUCCGGUGGUGCAGAGCGAGAGGAGACUCGGAGCUGUUGUUGUUGAUGAGAAUGUGGAGCGUGUUGAUCGGUUUGGAAGCGAAGCUGAUCGAGUUGUUGAUGAGGUCAAGGAAGGGACUAAAGGGGAAGACUGGGUGGUUACAUCUGAUGAGUCAUCGGCGGCUGGCUCGCCGGAAAAUGUGAUAGCAGAGGAGAUGAUGGUUUGUGGAGAAGAUAAACAGAGAGACGCGGCGGAAGAGUUUAAUGUUCGGACGGUGGGAGCUGAGUCCACUGCUUCUGUCUCGUUGGAAAACGUGAGAGCAGAGGAGAUAAUGAUUGAUGGAGAAGAGGUGAGAAGUGAAGAAGACGUAAUAAGUGGAGAACUCGUAGUCGCAGAAUCUGAGGAUGUUAGAGUUGAAGAAAGUAAUACAGUGGAGGAGAGUGAGAAUAAGAUGGAGUUUAAUACUAAAGAAGGAGAUAAAGAAGAGAAAAAGGAGUUGAGCAUUGAAGAAGAAGAGGAUGAUGAUUGGGAAGGAAUCGAGAGGAGUGAACUGGAGAAAGCCUUUGCGGCUACUUCAAGUCUUUUGGAAGUAUCCGGGAAAGCAGAAGAAGUUGGUGACGAGGUUAAGAUGGAGUUGUACGGUUUGUACAUGAUCGCCACUGAAGGGUCAUGCCGAGAGACGCAGCCUAUGGCCAUCAUGGUCUCUGCUCGUGCUAAAUGGAAUGCCUGGCAAAAACUUGGAAACAUGAGUCAAGAGGAGGCAAUGGAGAAGUAUCUUGCACUUGUUUCAAAAGAGAUUCCUGGACUGAUGAAUACUGUAGGGAAGAUACCGGUCUUACCUCCUAAUUCAGGAUCAUUAGAAGAUCCGACCACCUUAGGCACAACUGGUGUUGCUUUCAGCAAAAAUGGUAAAACUAAUUAGUAAAUAAUGUAUUUGCGUCAGCGAUUUAUUGUAUCUUUCUUUCCAACAUCUAGUUAUCUAAUCCUUUUUCUAGCUUCAAGAUAACUUAGUAUAAGAAAUAGUUUCAGCUGAAAGGUGAAUCCAUUGUUUAAGCAGGCAAGGAUUGAAGAAGGCUCUUUGGGAAUACAAAGGCAAUCUAUUCUUGCAUAAAAAAAUGGGACCUAAAAAAAUCUAUGUUUCUCAAAGAUAAUCAUAAAUGCUGAAAUAGACCAUUUGAUGCAACUUGGUUUGGCUAGUGUUCUAAAUAAUUCGUUAUCAUCAUCACCCAUUGUUCUAAUAGGAGUUGCAGCAAACAAAAACAUUUAAAAAAAAAAUCUAUUCGUGUUUGUGUGAA
Molecule: messenger RNA, 2189 nt
Organism: Brassica rapa (field mustard)
Lineage: Eukaryota; Viridiplantae; Streptophyta; Magnoliopsida; Brassicales; Brassicaceae
Product: acyl-CoA-binding domain-containing protein 3
Biological process (GO): fatty acid metabolic process
Molecular function (GO): fatty-acyl-CoA binding
Source: RefSeq, a predicted model, not a curated record